Messenger RNA from Tripterygium wilfordii, 2259 nucleotides. RefSeq lists its product as uncharacterized. NCBI's taxonomy places the organism in Eukaryota, Viridiplantae, Streptophyta, Magnoliopsida, Celastrales, Celastraceae. Gene Ontology annotation, molecular function: zinc ion binding. The transcript is spliced from 7 exons. The record is from RefSeq and is a predicted model, not a curated record. Bases 1 to 2259 code for a protein of 752 amino acids.
AUGGAUGGAGAGCUCUACAAGAAGAUCCCAGAAGUUGAUUUACUCCUAAGAUGUCUGAGUCAGGAAGAAUCUGUGAAGAUUAUGGAAAAAGUAUAUGAAGGAACAAAUCUCUGCCUUCUUGGUUCUCAAUCUGAAUUUUUUGGUCGAGCUGCUCCUCUCUCCGUUUUUGGUCGAGCAGCUCCUCUCUUCAUCGCCUUCUUCUUCGUUGCUCGAUCUGGAUUCAUGAUGGAUGUUGUUUUUCUGAUGGUUAAGUAUGGUGAUCAAGUGUUGCCGAUCAAAGUUUCAGAUGAUUUUAAUUAUAAUGUAUUGUUGCGUAGUAUUGUUGAUAAAUGGAGUUGUUUGGAUUCUAACAACUUCCAUUUGCUUUAUUCAAUACCUGCGUAUACUGGGUGCUCUUUGAGGAAUGAUGAAGAAUUUCGCACAAUGAUAUCGUUGAUUUCUGUUUUACGUUUGCAGCUUGUGGAAGUUGUUGUCACAGUUGACAUUGGUGGUUUGACUGGGAGUGUUGCUAGUGUGUCAAAUGUAAAUGUCCAUGUGAAUAAUUUUGGUGAUGCUGAAACUAUUGAUGAGAGUGAGGAGGUUUUUAGUAGUAGAAUUUGUUCUUCUUCUAAUUCUCGUCCUUUGCUUUCGUCUUCUUGGGCUAGUUUUAUCACUCAUGUUGGGCAGGGGUUUGAUGGAGGUGUAGCUGAUUUUAGGAUUUCUUUAAGUAAAUAUUCGAUUGAAAGAGGGUUUAAGUUUGUUUAUUUAAGGAACAAUGAGGAGAGGGUGGAUGCCCAUUGUGCAAACAAGUAUUCUGAAGGAUGCAAUUGGUUCGUUCAUGGUUCUUUGUCUAAAGUAAAUGGUGUUUUCUACGUUAGGAAGUUGUGUAAUGUGCAUACUUGUACUGUAUUGUUGAGGAGGGACACGAGCUUAAGGAUGAGUUCGAAACUAAUAUCUGGUUUGAUUGUUGAUAUUGUGAGGAGUAAACCUUCUUUGACCCCGAAUGAUGUUGUUUCUCAUUGUCUUUCAAGCUAUGGUUGUAUUGUUUCCUAUGACAAGGCCUGGGGUGCUUUGGAGAAAGCAAAAGCUUUUAUUUUUGGUGACUCUUCUGAAUCCUACAAGCAGUUAAGAUGGUAUGUUAAUGCAACUAGGUCUACUAAUCCCAGGAGUCAUAUUGUUUUAGAACUUGAUGAAGCUUCAAAAAAAUUUCAGCAUUUGUUUGUUGGUCUUUCUGCUUGCAUACAUGGUUUUUCUCACUGUCGUCCCAUGUUGUUUCUUGAUGGGACUUUUUUGAAAGGUCGUUUUAAAGGGAUAUUGUUGUCUGCGACUGGAAAGAAUGGUAACCAAGGGUUGUUUCCAUUGGCUUUUGCGGUUGUAGAUGCGGAAAAUCUUGUUAAUUGGUUGUGGUUCUUGGAGCAGUUACGUAUUGUGAAUUUGAGAGAUAAAUUUAGUCGUGGGGCAUUUAGUAACAAACAAAGGGAACGAAUGGUAUGGUUGUUUCGGGAGUGUGCACAUGCUCCUAGUGUUUCAAUACUUAACGAUAAUUUGAUGAAACUGAAAAAUGAGGGUGGGGUGAUUGUUGACAACUUUUUGGCGGAUUUGCCUUUAAAGUGUUGGACGAAUGCCUAUAGCGUUGGAUGUCAGUAUGGUGAGAUGUAUUCCAAUGCCGCUGAAUCGUUUAAUGCUUGGAUACUUGAUUGUAGAGAUUUGCCUAUUACUCAGAUGGUUGAUAAGAUCAGAGUUAAACUUAUGGACUGGUUUUAUGAAAGGAAUACUGAAUCUGGUUCGUGGAGCAGGGUUUUGUGCCCUAAGAUGGUAGAAAAGCUGCAGAAGUAUGUCGAUGAAUGUCGGCCUUGGAUUAUUCAUAGAGCAUCUGAUAGCAAAUUUGAAGUUGUUUCAGAUCCUCCCCAUGGUGUAGAUAUUUCUUCAUGUAAAUGCUCAUGUGGUAUGUGGAGUCUUAAUGGUUACCCAUGUGUGCAUGCGGUCAAGGCAAUAAGUAGGUGUGGCAGGCCUAUUGAAGAAUUUGUUCCCUACUAUUUCCAUGUUUCAGCUUUCCGAAAGUCAUAUGAAGAGCCGAUUCAUCCCAUUCCUGCUUCGUUAAGUGUUGAUUUUAAGGAUGAAAACUUUGAGAUUUUACCUCCUGUUACAAAGAGGCAACCUGGAAGGCCUAGAAAGAGGCGCAUUAGAUCAAGGGGUGAGGAGGUACGAAGGAUUCGUUGUGGUAGGUGCGGAAAGUUAGGCACCCACAAUAGGAAAUCUUGCAAGGAGCCUUUAGCUUAG